This is a messenger RNA of Toxoplasma gondii ME49, 4657 nucleotides long. RefSeq names its product general transcription factor IIH polypeptide 4 GTF2H4 (gene GTF2H4). The coding region runs from base 1875 to 4472 and encodes 865 amino acids. The record is from RefSeq and is a predicted model, not a curated record. Lineage: Eukaryota; Apicomplexa; Conoidasida; Eucoccidiorida; Sarcocystidae. Gene Ontology annotation, biological process: nucleotide-excision repair. The transcript is spliced from 5 exons. Gene Ontology annotation, molecular function: double-stranded DNA binding; ATPase activator activity. Gene Ontology annotation, cellular component: transcription factor TFIIH core complex; transcription factor TFIIH holo complex.
GCGUCGUUCGCAGGUACACCUAAAACGGAAAGAAAUGCUUCGCAUUCCCAAAGUAACAAAAAUACUGGAGACCACGUGUCGUUCCGUCGCGUCUCUACCAAGCGUUUCCCUAUCCGCACACCUACGCAGACACCGAGCUGCAGAAACACAAAUGCUGCAUGGUGUGGAGGAAUGGUAAGACCCAACGCUGCAACAGCGUGGUAGUCUCCUAAAGUGUUCGGAUUCGGAACAAAGAGAAGUUUUCUAUGAAGAAACGAAUAAAAACACGAAGUUGGCCUUGUUCGUUCCAUUCUCCGGGAACCGGCGCCGGACAAAGCUGUUCUGGGGUGUCUGUACACCUCCGGUCCCCAGUUGAAACCGUUUGCAGUUUCAACGAGUCGCUGAAACGCUCACACCCUCUAACAGCGCCUCCCCUUCGCAAUUUCGGCAGGCGCUGGACGGAAGGAUCUUUCCAGGUCGAAUUCCCCAGGUUUUCUACCGUGUACGACUUACUGCUCACAUCGCCGUGUCGCGAGGAGGCGACAGCGGAGCAGCUUUAUGAAGAGGAAGCCGCGACAGAAAGGAGAUCAGCGACAGGACAAAAGGUGGCGUAGAAAAAGAGGAGACAACGGAGGGGCUGGAGGCGAGGUAGCGAGAUAUACAAAAGGAAAAUGGUGAAGUCGAAACAGCGAGGAAGAGAGCGAGAGUGAAACUGCGCCAGAAAAAGCAGACAGACGGAUUCAAGCGUAAGUUGUCGGUGUCUCGCCGCGGCUUCGCGCUGUGUCGCAGGGUGUAUGUGUCUCUUCGUUUUCGCGAUCCCGCGUCCCCUACUUGUUCGCUCUCCACUCUCUUCUUUCUUCUCCUUGUUUGCUUCCUUCCUCGAUGUCUCCGGUUCUGUUGUGGCUCUUCUCCUGUUCGCUUCUCGUUGUCCCGGUGUUUAUGGCCUUCUCUCUGACGAACUUCGCGGCGUUCGCUGGCUUGCAUGCGGCGCAAAAAGGUCCCGGUGAAGACUGGAGAGACACUCGACGGCGUCCAGAAUUUUUCGCUCUUCACUUCUUGUGUUCUUCCCUCUUAUUUCCCGUUUUUCAGGUCUGUCCUCCCCUCCUCUUUGUCUGUCGUCUUUCGCCGAUUUUCGGCGGCGUUCUCCUUUUACCGCCGUCCCCGGUUCUUCUUUUCUCCGGCGCUCUGCUUCGCCCUCGAUCCUCUGUCGCACUUCACUUUCGUUCCACGUUUCUUCCGUUGCUGUCCAGAUGAGACAGGCCUUGGGAGAAGCAACAACCCAUCGAGAUGGCGCGUCCUCUCCAGUUCUCGAGGUUUACAUGCAUCAUCUGUAGGUCUCCUCGUAUGCCUCUUACCUAACUGUUUUGCUGCGUGUUGUCUUCCGUUUCAGUGACUUCUGUGUGCCGCAACUUCUUUGUGAGGACUGCCAGAGAGUUUCUUCAAGAGGCUCGGCUCUCGAUGGAUGACGUCCAAGGCUCAUGCAGGGCCUCUGCAGAAGCGGCAAGUCUCCUUCUCGUCAUUUUCUUCCCUGCUAGCCGCUCUCCGCCCUCCGUUGGUUAGCUUUUUUGCCAGCUCACAUUCACAACAGGCUGGGUUGUAGCGUCCUCUGCAUGGGCCGUUUCGAACUGAAUUUUUUCUCCGUACCAGCGUUCCAGGUGUCUGGGAGAUGCGGCGAGAGAGGACUGCUGGUCUGUCUCUGUCUGUUUCUGUCCCCGUCCUCUUCCUCUGGCGCUUCGCAGCUCACCGCGAUCCGUCCUAUCGCUCCUCCUUUCCUGGUCGCUUCCCUCCUUCUUCUUCUCGUUCUCCUCCCCUGCUCCCCUUUCUCCUCGACUUCUGUCGUCUGGUUUCAUCUCCUACUUGCGCUCUUCUUCUCUUUGCCUCAGUAAGUUGGCAGCAUGGUGGGGGCGAUGGCCCAUCCGUCUCGGGAGAGCUCGUCGGACGCGAGUUCCGCGUCUGCAGGUCGGUCUGAGGAGUCGGCUCUCGCGCAGACUCGAGACGCUCACCUUUCUUCUCCUCUAUGCGCAGUGAACCGCGAAGGCGCUGCUUCCUUUGCUCGCGCCCUCCCCCGCUCUCAUGCAGCUCUCGGCGCCGGCCACGACAGAGGCGGCGGCCAUCGCGGCGGCGCCAGCUACGUGGAAAACAUUGGCCUGUACGACUACAUCUUCUCUUUGCCUGCGGCGAUUCGGCAUUACCUCUUCUCCUUCACGCCGGGGUGCGUGGCAUGUUUCGCGUCGCUGUGCGAGCUGGACAGACUGAUCGUCUUGCGUCUCCUCUUUAUUCAGCAGCAUGUGAGCGAGAGAGCGAUGCGGCUUUGGGUCGCGCCCGGCAGCGCCGCCGACCUCCGCCGUUCUCUUCAGCGCCUCGUCUCUCCUUGUCGCAUGCUGGUCACUUCCGUCCAGGACUCGCCGUCCAGACACGGCGCUGCCGAUAAAGCACGCGCUUCCUCAGGGCACCCCGCCGACGCCCGCGCUGCCUCGCCACCUCACCAACCGUCUUCUUCGGGACGCCAGGGGAGCCACCAGGCUCAGCACUUGACGACGCAGUACUCGCUCGCGGCGCCUCUGAAGCAGACGCUUCUGCAGUACGUUUUGGGCGGGCCUUCGCGCCCGGCGGCGCCGUUCCUCAGAGUCCCUGCAGAGGGGAGCUUCCAGUUCCCGACGAAGAGCCAGCUGGUCAACCACAGCAGAAAGCAGUGGGACGCCCUGCUGCGGUUUAUAGUCGAGGGCGAGCGCGGCUCGUUCGCAUGCAGCGAGGAGCGAGGCGGCGCCGCGAGGGAAGCCGAGGCCGAAGAGACUCGCACAAAGGGCGACGACCGAGGACACACGGCAGACGGGCAGCAUCUGGGAACUGGAAAAAAACGAAGGAAAUCAGACAAGCUCUCUACCCCAGGGCCUUGCGAAGAUCUCGUCAAGGUUUUGAGUCGCCGGCGGCUUUUGUGUCGUCGAACUAAGUCGCGUCGUUCCCUGUUGGCAUUGCCCACUGUGGCUCCUGCGCCUUCGGUCUCUCAGGCUGCCUACGGAGGCCCGCCGUCGCCGACGGCGCCGACCUCGGCGGCUGCGAUGUCCCGCGAAGCCUUUUCGUGGAUUUUGAAAGAUCUGAAGUCGCAGGUCAACUCUCUGGUCGUCGAGUUUCUUUUUCUUCUCGACGGCGGAGUCCUCACAAACGCCGCCCACGAUGCAGGCGGCCGCAGCAGUGGCCCAAACUCUGCGCCUGCCUCUGGAGGCUCAGACAGAGAGAAAAGCAGCAGCUGCGGGAAGCGACAGGCUGUGGGCCAGGCUGGCGCUCCGCACAGGGCGGGGGAGCUCUCGAAAGAAGACAACAGAGAGGGCGGAUCAGCAAAUCGAAUUGAAGCCGCCACUAACGAUAUGAAAGAAGUUCUUCUGUUGAUUCUUGCGCUGGGUCAGUCGUCUGUGGGCCAGCCGAUCUCUGUGCGGCAUUUGUCGUCUGCUCAACGGCGCUUUAUCACUUUCGCCAUAAACAUUGGCCUCGUCUGGGCGCCUCCCACUUCCGCUGCGUUUGUUUUGGCGGCGCCGUACGCCCUUCUUCUUCGUCCAGACAAAGGCGGAUACAGCUUCUCCGGUACGGGCGCAGCAGGCGGAGGGCCUGGAGCCCAAGGGACACCAGGCUUCGCGACCCCCUCACAGCCGGGCGCUUCGCGAGGCCCGCCAGGUCCAGCUGGUUCGCAGGGGCAGGGCAUGCACUGCCCGGCGGGCCUUAGCGGCGGGAAACUUCAGGAGGGCGGCGGGGAGGCAGAAUCGCUUUCUGUUCUGGAUGUCACCUUUUUCCCUCUCGUUCGCGACGACGACGUAUGCGACCCCGCACGGCUUAAUCAUUCGUCAAGGUCACCCGACUCUUCAUCGCUUCUGCUUAGCUUUUCGACGUCAUCUGUCUCUUCGUCUCCGCUCUCCAUGAUGGGCAUGGAGGCAGGCAUGCUUGUGCAGAGCAACUUCAAGGUGUACGUGUACACCGCAUCGGCGUUGCAGUUGUCCGUUCUGUCUCAUCUCUGUGAGCUUCAAGCCCGCAUGCCGAAUCUCAUUGUGGGCAUUCUCACUCGAGCGUCCGUGCUCGCUGCGUACAAGAGCGGGAUAACAGCGGACCAGAUCAUUCGAUUUCUUGAGGCCCACGCCCACCCUGUUGUGUUGGAGAGGAAACUGCGCACGAACGCUCCACUGCUGCCGGAAAACGUGACGAUACAGCUGCGGAUGUGGGAGGCCGAACGCAUGCGCCUCUCGCUGUAUCCUGCGGUGCUUCUGAAAAAAUGGGACGCUCAAUUCAUGCCUGAACUCUUUCAGAGAAGUGUCCGGUGGGCCGUAGGCAAAAAUUUUGCCAUCUAUUUCACUCCCUGGCCGGAAGACCCAAACAGUGAGGAAUUCCGGGAGUGGAUGCAGAAGGAAAAGUACCUUGCCAUCCACGCCGACUACAAACCCGAGAUGGUGGAAAAAAUACGCGACGUUAGAGACUCCAUCAUCAAGCAGCAGGCUGGAAAAGCGUGAAGACGCAUCCAGGAAGAAACCGGUAACGAAAGACGAAAACAGCAUGCAGGGGGGACGGUGGGAAAGACGAUCGGGAGACGUGCAGCAAAUGACCGCAGAGGUGAACGCCCGAAGGCUGGUGUUUAUUGUGAUGGUUUCGGAACCUUUAUACGAAAUAACUCGCUUUGUGAAGAGUCUGCGGCCGC